Messenger RNA from Engraulis encrasicolus (European anchovy), 3769 nucleotides. RefSeq names its product WD repeat domain 89 (gene wdr89). The transcript has 4 exons. The record is from RefSeq and is a predicted model, not a curated record. Gene Ontology annotation, molecular function: protein binding. Bases 131 to 1393 code for a protein of 420 amino acids. NCBI's taxonomy places the organism in Eukaryota, Metazoa, Chordata, Actinopteri, Clupeiformes, Engraulidae.
GCUACACACGCGAUGCUGACUGCGAUUGCGCAGAAAUCUCGUGCAUGACAGCUGAGACAAGAAAGGAGAAAACACACAUUAAACCUGUGAGCUGCCUGGGUCUGGGGUAGUUGAGUGUCUGUGGGUUUCUAUGGAGAUCCUGGGGGAGAGGUUCGGCUCGUUGUCGGUGGCGUGUCGGCUUGCGCCAAGCGAGCCGGCGUACAUCCUGGACGUGGCGUGUCAGCCGGCGGGGGGCCCCCUAGUGGCUGCUAGCUGCUCCGACGGCACGGUGCGCCUGCACCAGCGCCACACGCUCGCCCCGCACGGUGCGGGGUUCAAAGGUCACGCGGGGCCGCUGUGCGGCGUGCGCUUUGCCCAGUCCUCCCCCGACACCCUGUACUCUGGCUCGACCGACGGAACGCUGCGCUGCUGGGACGCUAGGCAACCGGGCGGCACGGCGACGCGAGUGUUCCGCAGCGAUGCCAGUCAUGUCUUCUGCUGCAUGGACCUGAGCUGUAACGACAUGCUGCUGUGUGGCGGCACAGAACAGGUGGGUGAGGAUUCCUUCCUUGUCUUCUGGGACGUGCGCAUGGCCACUUCCUCUUCCUCCACAUCAUCUUCCUCUUCCUCCACUUCCACUUUCUCCACUGCGGCUGGGAAGCAGCAAGGGCUGCUGGGAGUGUACUCAGAGUCGCACAGUGAUGACAUCACGGCAGUGCGUUUCCACCCGCGGCAGGCGGACCGGGUGGCGUCCGGCGGAACAGAUGGGCUGGUCAACGUGUUCCAGCUGAACAUGGGAGCCGAGGAGGACGCGCUCACACACACCUGCAACACACACUCCUCUGCUGCCAGCCUCGCCUGGGCAGGUUCGGACUAUAACGAGCUGCUGUGUGUGACCCAUGACGAGGGCCUGUGUCUGUGGGAUGUGCGGCACUCGGACUCGGACUCGGACGACCCGCUGGCCCUGCUGAGUGUCCCGGACGCCCGUACACACGUCUCUCUACCACCAGCACCACAAAGCGACGCUCUGGAGUACCUGGUGGGCGGGGCCUGGAUGGAGGAGGCGGGGCAGCUGCUGGUUGUGGGCGGAGCCGGCUCAGGAGCUCUGCAUUUGAUUGGUUGUUGCGGUCGAGAGGGCCUGAGGCCGCUUCGGUGUCUGGAGGGCGGGCACUCGGCUACCGUGCGGUGCUUCCUCUGGCUGCCACUCGAGGGCGCCCUGCUGACAGGCGGCGAAGAUGGACAGCUGCUACUGUGGAGACAGGGGGGAGCGGAGACACAGGCGUGCGAGAAGAAGGCGUUGGAGGGGGUAUCGGAACUACAGGGGGGCAGAAAAGACACAUUGAAGAGUGUCUCAUCUCUGCAGCUGAAGGCCAGAUCACACCGCAAACACCAUAGCAACAGCAAACACCACUAGCGUUAGGUUCAGACAGACGGACUGACUGGCAGGACAAUCACCCCUAGCUCACCUGAGACAGACAGACAGACAGACAGACAGCUAGCUCAGCCACAGCUCAUCUGAGGAAGACAGGUCAAUAUAUAAGCUCAGACAGACAGACCGACAGACAGACAGGUCUGUAUCUCGGCCACAGCUCAUCAGUGGUAGAAGCGCUACUAUACUCUACUGUGUGUCUCUCACUACUGCGAUCACCACAGUAGCAGCAAACCCAUUUCUGUCCCCAUAUGUUCAUGUUAGCCUGACUAGCUUAUGAACACUAACUGUAAAAUGUUCUGACUGUGUGCUGAACAGUGUUAACAUGUAAGGUGUACUAAUAUAACAGGCUAUUGAAACCUGGUGCUUUUAAAUGUGCUAAACGGUUGUUUUAUCAACUCCUCUGUGAUACCUCAGACAGCUCCCUGCCAACCCAACUGAGUGUCCACGUGAGACAGGUGGCCUUAGGUUAUGGUUGGGGUGGACUGACGGUGGGGUGGACGGACAUGUCCAUACCUCUUUCCAUAUUGCCUGAAAUUGUUCCUGACACUUUUCCACAAGCGCAAUUCAAAAGUAGCAUCCCAGGGAAAUCUGUCAAAUGUAUGUCCCCGUCACUUUUCAAACCAAACCGACAUACUCUUUCCUCCGUUCACCUAAGUAAGGAGGGGUAGGAAUACUCACCGAGACCCAGGAUUGGGAAAGUUCUUUUUAUACAGGAACAUUUCCAAAUGAACUAGUGAAUUUUAAGUUCAUAUUUGUUAUAAUUAAUAGUUUGUUCAUAGUUAUGAAAAUGAAAUAGUUCAUAGUUCUUUUUUCAAGAGGUUGUUGCGAGCCAUAUUGUUCAACAUUGUUCUAUUUUUAUCAGAACAGUGAAAAUAUAUGUGUUUGGUGUCAUCUUAUAGUAAUUGGGGCUCUUUACGAAGUAUUUUUUGCAGGGUUUUCACCUGAACUCUAAAAAAAACCCCGCGGCACCCUGUUAGACGAAGGCACAUUCAGUUUGUUUGCAGACACCAGAAUGAACUAGUUCAUAGUUCAUUUAUCAGGCAGUAAAUAGUAUGCGUUCAGUUCACGUUCUCCCAAAUGAUGAACUAGUGCUUCAACUAUAGUUCAUAUAACUCGUUUUGGUACAACACUGCCCAGCUCACAUGUUAUAUACAGUGCACAGUAAAGAUGAAUACACCCCUGUUGAAAAGAAACAUUUUGAACAAUAUCUUAUUAAACACACAAGUUAUUCCCAAAGUGCUCAUAGAGUAAGUGUAAUACAGCAUCUUUUGAGCUUACGACAAAAAAGUAAGGUCAAUACUCGUAUAACUUAAAUGACAUAUUUGUUAUGUUGGUGCAAAAGUGAGUACACCCCUAUGUUAAACUCCGGGAGAGUGUCUGUGAAGGGGCUGUGUUGACACGAAACGUCUAGAAAUGGAAAAGGAUCAAAAGGGAGGUCAUCAGUGUGCAUUUCAUCCUUGCCUUACAUUGAACUUUUACAUUUUGUGUCUGCAUCUGGCUAAAGUGAAUGUGUGUGAGAUUUGAAUGAAAUCCUAUAGAGAGUAUCAUGAUCUGCUUCAGUAGUCACAGUACAUGUUGACAAGCAUGUUUCUUGUGGUGAAAUUCAGCUUCCUACUGUUGAUGGCAUCCAUACAGCUCCAAACCAUUUCAGUCCCACCACCAUGCUUGACUUUAAGCAUGGGGCACUUUUCUUUGUACAAAUCACUUUUUACCACCACACAUGCUUGACACCAUCUAAUGCAAAUUUCUUUAUCAUGGUCUCAUCAUAGUCAAACAAACUAAGGAUAUGGGUUACUGUGAUCUAAUGACACCAAGAUAAACAAAUUUGCUUGCAAAUUUGAUCGGAAUCGAACCCGGGUUGCCAGCGUUAUUAUGGUAUGCUGUCUCAUCUCAUUGAGCCACCACGCCCCCUCUCUUUCAAUAUCUAACCUCCUGUUCUCUCAUCCUGUCCUUUUUACUUAUGGCCUUUGUGAUGCAAGGCAAGACAUAAUUGGCGAUAGAAGUUUUAUUCAGUGUCUUGCAAAAGCACAAUUAAAAAGUUUUCACAUUUGCAAUCAGGAUGUUGAGUGGGUAACAUAUUCCAAAACUUUUCGUUGCUAGGCUGAGGCAUCACGGAAGCACAAAGCCACAAGUAAAAGGAGAGGACAGAAGGUUAGAUAAUAAAACUCGCAUGCUAAGGCAGUAUUUCACCGUACACACAAGUUCUGCACAGGUGUUGAUCUUAAUGAAGCAUGUUCAUUUCUACUCUAUUUUUACGCUAUUUUUAUUGUGUUGAUCUGGACUUUUGGUGGAGGAGAUAGGAAUGGCGUUUGAUAUGGGGGGGGGGGGGGUAUUUCACAUCAGAAAAUACUAUUUUUU